Messenger RNA from Daldinia vernicosa, 606 nucleotides. Its product is annotated as ribosomal protein L17. Lineage: Eukaryota; Fungi; Ascomycota; Sordariomycetes; Xylariales; Hypoxylaceae. The transcript has 2 exons. The record is from RefSeq and is a predicted model, not a curated record. Gene Ontology annotation, biological process: translation. Gene Ontology annotation, molecular function: structural constituent of ribosome. Gene Ontology annotation, cellular component: mitochondrial large ribosomal subunit; ribosome. The coding region runs from base 1 to 606 and encodes 201 amino acids.
AUGGCGGGUGGUCUAGUCAAGUACCGACACUUGAGUCGGAAGUCGUCCCAUCGACAAGCCCUACUGCGCAACUUGGUCACAGCCCUCGUCCAGCACGAAUCCGUCCGAACGACGUGGCCCAAGGCCAAAGAGACCCAGCGCCUAGCCGAAAAGCUCAUUACCCUCGCUAAGAGGAACAACGAAACCAGCAGGCGGAAAGCAACCGGUAUAUUAUAUACCCCGCACAACCUCCUCCCCAAGCUCUUCGGCGAGCUGCGCCAGCGCUACGCCGACCGCCCAGGCGGCUACACCCGCGUCCUGCGAACGGAGCCCAAAUCCCGCUACGACCAGGGCGACUCGGCCAUUCUCGAGCUCGUCGACGGGCCCAAGGAUCUGCGCUUCGCCAUGACGGCCGCCGCUUUCGCGCGCGAGCAGCGCCUCGGCCGCCCCCACAACGCCCUCACCCUGCUCAACCGCCAGAAAGUCACGCGGUUCCGGCCCGGCGGCCAGGCUGCCUUCGACGAGAUGGUGAAGAGGGUGGAGGGGCUACGGCUGGGUGGUGGUGGCAAGGGAACUAGCGGGCGGGAUGCUGGUGCGCAGGGUUCGGCGGAGGCUCCUGCUAGUUAG